CUAGCAACACUAGUCUGAUGAUUGAUGUUUCAUGCACGGGUGUAGAGAAAGUAAUUUUAUAUUUUUACUAAUUUGUUCUCGCCCAAUGGUCGAAUAAACACCAUCGUGUUGUGAGAAAUGCUCGUGUCGUCGCUGUUGUUUAAUCGCAAGUGCCAAAAAAGUAAACUUAGUGCAUUAGAAUGUCUAGAAAUGGUGAUGACUGACACAUCAAUUCGUGCUUAUUUAAAGUGAUUUUAUGAGUGUUUUUGUGCAAGUUGAACAGGAUGCCGAGGGGAGAAAAUAGAACGAGCGUCCUGUUGUCUCGAGAUGAGAAUGACCAGGUGUUCAGUCUCAUCGGGCCGAAGUGCCAGAGCUUAGCGACAGCAGUAGUACAAUUAUUCACAACAGAAGGGCCGGCACAUUCAGAAUGGAAGAAGAAAGACACGGGCGUGCUCUGCCUCAUCAAGGACAACAGCAAGCGAUCAUACUUCUUCCGAAUCUACUGCCUUUACAGGAAAGCCAUGAUAUGGGAACACGAGGUCUAUUUGCAAAUAGAUUACAAGAGUCCACGCCCGUACUUACAUACAUUCGAGGCUGAGGAAUACAUGACAGCAUUUAAUUUUGCGAAUGAAGAUGAAGCGAGGACGCUACGAAAUAUACUCAUUGAAAAAAUUGAAUUACGAAAACGGAGAAGGGCAGAUUACACAUUGAAGAGCUCGAACAAAAAGCCGAAAACACGAAAAUUGACGAAAGCAGACAUUGGUAUGCCGAAGAAUUUCGUACACGUAUCGCAUGUGGGAUGGGACGCGAACAAAGGUUUCGACGUUGACCUGCCUGAGGAGGCGAUGAGGUCGUUCCUAGUGAAAGCCGGAAUCACGGACACUCAGCUGCAGGACCAUGCCACUCGACAGUUUAUAUACGACUUUAUCUCGAGCCACGGCGGCGCUGAGGCUGUCAAGGAAGAGUUACACGACUCGCCCAAGAGCGGCCGCGGGCCGGCGCCUCCCCCCGCGCCGCCCGCGCCCCCCGCGCCCCCCGUGCCCUCCCGCGCGCCGCACGCCGCGCCGCCCGCGCCGCCGUCCCGCGCGCCGCCGCCGCCGCCCGCGCGCGCCGCGCCGCCCGUCGGCCCCGCGCCCCGCAACCCGCCGCCGCCCCGGCCCCUGCAACCACCGGCCGCCGCGCCGCCAUCAGUGCCGCCGCCCCCGCCCCCGCCCAUGGCGCCGCCGCCGCCGCCCGCCCCAGCCGCUCCGCCCGCCCACGCCGCGCCGCCCGCCCCGCCGCCGCCGCCGCCCCCGCCCGCCGACUGCGCGCCCGACCCGCGCUCCGCGCUCAUGGAGAGCAUCCGCAGUGGAAACAAGACGCUCCGGCACGUGGAGGUCGGGUCGAAGACAUCACUGAACGACGACAGUAGGAGCAACCUGCUCAGCGAGAUACGACAGGGAGUCAACUUAAAAUCCGUGCAGCGCUCCAGCAGCUCGGGCGAGGAGCGCGGCGCGGCGGGCGACGGCGCCAGCGGGCUGGCGGGCGCGCUGGCGCGGGCGCUGCAGGAGCGCGCGCGCGCCAUACAGUCCUCCGACUCCGAGGGCAGCGGCGACACCAGCGACGGCGAGUGGGACGACUAG
Molecule: messenger RNA, 1601 nt
Organism: Melitaea cinxia (Glanville fritillary)
Lineage: Eukaryota; Metazoa; Arthropoda; Insecta; Lepidoptera; Nymphalidae
Product: neural Wiskott-Aldrich syndrome protein-like
Exons: 10
Coding region: 264-1601 (445 amino acids)
Biological process (GO): actin filament organization; regulation of Rho protein signal transduction
Molecular function (GO): actin binding; small GTPase binding
Source: RefSeq, a predicted model, not a curated record